Indicator indicator is the source of this 1134-nucleotide messenger RNA. RefSeq names its product prostaglandin E receptor 3 (gene PTGER3). The record is from RefSeq and is a predicted model, not a curated record. Lineage: Eukaryota; Metazoa; Chordata; Aves; Piciformes; Indicatoridae. Bases 1 to 1134 code for a protein of 377 amino acids. Gene Ontology annotation, biological process: phospholipase C-activating G protein-coupled receptor signaling pathway; intestine smooth muscle contraction; adenylate cyclase-activating G protein-coupled receptor signaling pathway. Gene Ontology annotation, cellular component: plasma membrane. Gene Ontology annotation, molecular function: prostaglandin E receptor activity. The transcript has 2 exons.
AUGAGUCCCUGGCAGCAGUGCCAGGGCGGUCCCAACCGCACCGAGCCCAGCGCCAUGGGGCAGCGAGGCAACGGGACGGGGCGGGCGGCGGCGGCGGCGGCCGAGAGCUGCAGCGCCGUGUCGGUGGCGUUCCCGCUGACCAUGAUGAUCACGGGAAUCGUGGGCAAUGCCCUGGCCAUGCUGCUGGUCUCCCGGAGCUACCGCGCUAAGGAGAGCCGGAGGAAAAGGUCCUUCCUGCUGUGCAUCGGCUCCCUAGCGCUCACCGACCUGCUGGGGCAGCUGCUCACCAGCCCCAUCGUCAUCUCCGUCUACUUGGCCAACCGCUCCUGGGACGCCGUUGACCCUUCGGGUCACCUCUGCUCCUUCUUCGGCCUCAGCAUGACGGUGUUUGGGCUGUGCCCGCUGUUCAUCGCCAGCGCCAUGGCCGUGGAGAGGACGCUGGCCAUCCGGGCGCCCCACUGGUACGCCAGCCACAUGAAGACACGGGUGACCAGGGCGGUGCUGCUGGGCAUCUGGCUGACCGUGCUGGCCUUCGCCCUGCUGCCCAUCGCCGGCCUGGGCCACUACACCCUGCAGUGGCCCGGGACGUGGUGCUUCAUCGGCACCGGGGACGGCCGGCUGGCCGGCAGCCUCUUCUUUGCCUGCAGCUUCGCCGUGCUGGGGCUUCUGUCCCUCGUGGUGACGGUGGCUUGCAACCUGGCCACCAUCGAGGCUUUGGUGUCGCGGUGUCGGACCAAAGCCACCGCGUCGCGCUCCAGCAAGCAGUGGGGGAGGAUCGCCAUGGAGACGCUGAUCCAGCUCUUGGGCAUCAUGUGUGUCCUCUCGGCCUGCUGGUCACCGCUGCUGAUCAUGAUGUUGAAGAUGAUCUUCAGCCACACAUCAUUCGAGCACUGCAAGAGGUUCCCCAGUUGGGCCCACAGCUCCGAACUGCACAGGGAAUGCAAUUUCUUCUUGACGGCAGUGCGCUUGGCCUCCCUCAACCAGAUCCUGGAUCCCUGGGUUUACCUGCUGCUCAGGAAGAUUCUCCUCCAGAAGUUCUGCCAGGCAGCCAACGCUGUCUCCAAGUGCUCCAACAAUGAGUGGAAGGAGAGGUCCAUCACCCUGUCAGAGGAGAUCCGGCGCACGGCGGCGUGA